AUGUCAAGCUCAGACAUCCCGAUCGCUGACUCCACACUCCCGUGGGUUUCCUACAAGGGCGAACGACCCAAAGUCUUGGUGUCAGUAUCUCCUCUAUUCAACAUGCUAGGGAUCACAACUCACCUUAUUGCAAGACCCGUCGGACCAGGCCCGAUGCGCACUGUCAAAGCCGGGACUGGCGCAGAACAAAUCACCUUCGAAGUCUCCUUAGAAUUCUGCAGAAGCGAGGAAAAUAGGAACCUGUUAUUCCUAGAAGCCGACCCAGGCGAGAAAAGCUUCCUGGCGUUUGAAGAUAGGCAUCCAGAUUGCAUACAGGACGUCCUGGAAUUCUACUCCGCAGACAAGGGGCAACCAAAUUUGCUGCCCACGCUUACCACAAUGAAAGCCGCAUGGUUGAACUUGGGUAUAACGAAGUUCUGCAAAUAUGUUACGGACUUGAACAAAGAGUUGCAAGUGUACGGCUUCAUGGACGCGAUAUGCUUUGCGCGAGAGAAAGGAGAAGACCCAACCAAGGAUGCAAGCUGCAGAGAGGAGAUGCAAAAGCUUAAGAUGCUUAUGCAGAAGCCGGGAUUCGAAAACGCAAUCAAAGAAAUCAGCAGGCCGGUUGAGAAGAAAAAGACUGCUACCUCUUCCUAG
Mytilinidion resinicola is the source of this 636-nucleotide messenger RNA. RefSeq lists its product as uncharacterized. The coding region runs from base 1 to 636 and encodes 211 amino acids. The transcript is spliced from 2 exons. Lineage: Eukaryota; Fungi; Ascomycota; Dothideomycetes; Mytilinidiales; Mytilinidiaceae. The record is from RefSeq and is a predicted model, not a curated record.